AUGUCUGGUUUGUCGGUCGCGGACAGGUCCUGUUUCCCCGCUCGUGUCGUGUUAUCUUCUCCUCGUCAUACCAAAACCCCCUCUCGCCCCCCAUCAUUUCCCGCUACUCCUGCAGCCGUCGCUUGUGAUGGCAAGCUGGCCAUUGCUGACCGGCUCGCCUAUCUGGAGGAGAAAGUCAACCUCAUCUUGAACGGUGGCAGAUCAGUCCAUCAGGAUCAGAACCAUGGCGGAAAUAACGAAGCUCCUGACAGCGCCUACUCGGCAGCCUCAUGUCCGUCUUCCGGCGAUUUUGGACCCUCCCUCAAUGACCCCUUUCUUCUCGGGUUGGGAUUUGAGGACUCGAAAAUAAAUCCAUCAUCGAGGAUCUCUCAGGCAGUUAACCUUUACUUUCAAUACUGCCACAGGCAACCAAUAUGGUGCUUUGAUCGCGAAGAGGUCAAGGACACGAGUUAUAUUUCGGAAGAGCUGGUCUGCAGUAUUUUAACGCUCACUUCGCGCUUCUCGCAAGAGCGCGACGAGCUGCAGCAUUACGGCGAUAGCGCUCGAACUUUAGUCAUGCUGCGGAUCGCCAAUGGUACCGUGGAGCUUGAAACGAUAGAGAGCCUGUGCUUGCUUUCGUACUCUUCCUUCCUCGAUGGAAAUGCUCAUCUCGGCCGCUUUCAUCUCGGCCUUGCUCUUCAGCUUUGUCGGUCCGCAAUGCUAGACCUUGACUCCACUUAUGGUAUCGAAUGCCCGGCUGCUGAAAGGAAGAAAAGACUCUUCUGGAGUCUUCAGUGCCUUGAGCAGGCAUAUGGCCAAAUCAAUGGCAUUCUUGGUGUGCCAGCAGAAGUUUUACGCUCCUUUUACGUUUCGACAGGUGAUGAUAAGGAGCUUCUAAGGAAGCUUGACACUAGGCCACCGCCACUGCCAAACGAUGAGGUUGGAUGCUCGGGCGCAGAUGCCCUUGGAAUUUGGAAUUUGGCACUACAUUUCGGAUGGGUUUGGAGUAGGGUCAGAUCAUAUGUUUUUGAGUGCGCGCAAAGCCGAUUGAAAGAGCCGUGGAGGCAUGACUCGAUGUAUGCGAUGGUACUUUCCGACCUCACCGAGCUCGAGAACAAGCUUUCACUAUGUCAUCGAUACGACUCGGUUAAAUUUUAUGAACGCAGAGCCGAGGAGCUCAGAAUGAGUAGAGAAUACUGGGCUCCAUGGCUCAAGCUGCAGUUCACCUAUCAUUGCAUCCUGACGGUCCUCAAUCAUCCAUUCCUCUAUAUUGUGGCAUCUCAAUACAACCACAAUUUGACGAUCCCGAACACUUUCUGGAGACGAUCAUCUGAGCUUGUCCUUUUACAUGCGACCUGGAUUGUCCGACUCAUCGACAUGGUAACAGAAAAGAAGAUGCGACUAAUUGAUCCAUUCUUUGGCCAUGCAGCCGCCAUUGCCGCUACCGUACAUCUUUACUAUUGUUGUGCCACUGACCCAAGAUUGAAGUUCAAAUCAAAAACAGAUUUUGCAAAAUGCAGAAGAUUCUUGAAAAGCUUUGUGUCAUUCUCCCCUGCUUGUGAAACUCUGGACCAAACGCUGGACAAAAUGACUCGCAUUGCAUCCGGCUCGGAGAAAGUGGAUUUUGACUGGGAACCAUCGAAGAUUCAUCUCAGUAUUCCUCUGAUGUGGGAGCUUCUACAAAUAAACUGCACACCAACCUCACCAGAGACUUCCGCUGCCGGCUUACUGCACCCUUCACUCAAUCCUGCGGUCUUCCCGGAAGAUAUUGACAACCCAUCUUCCACUCUUGAGAUCAUCGUCGCCAUGUCACCAGAAAUCACAGUCAAUACCGCCGAUGGAGGAUCCGCCGCGCAUGUGCCACCGAGUUUACCUAGGAUCUCUACAGCUACAGCUACAGCUACAACUACAGCGCCAGCAUCACCGGCAAGUACGGCACCGGGAGACAAAUUAGUCGCACCUGCAGACAGUCUGAUGGCCAAUACUCCUUGGCUAUGGGCUGAUCCGUCACAAUUUAUUGAUAUGGAUAAUCUUGGCUAUCCCGAGUCGGAAUCUACCCUCGGAAAUAUCGACGGGUUUUCCACUUGGUGGGAUUUUGGCAACCUAUAA
Penicillium canariense is the source of this 2088-nucleotide messenger RNA. RefSeq names its product fungal specific transcription factor domain-containing protein. The transcript is spliced from 5 exons. The record is from RefSeq and is a predicted model, not a curated record. Lineage: Eukaryota; Fungi; Ascomycota; Eurotiomycetes; Eurotiales; Aspergillaceae. Gene Ontology annotation, biological process: DNA-templated transcription. Gene Ontology annotation, cellular component: nucleus. Gene Ontology annotation, molecular function: zinc ion binding; DNA binding. Bases 1 to 2088 code for a protein of 695 amino acids.